This is a messenger RNA of Mytilinidion resinicola, 1753 nucleotides long. RefSeq lists its product as uncharacterized. Bases 180 to 1400 code for a protein of 406 amino acids. The transcript has a single exon. NCBI's taxonomy places the organism in Eukaryota, Fungi, Ascomycota, Dothideomycetes, Mytilinidiales, Mytilinidiaceae. The record is from RefSeq and is a predicted model, not a curated record.
UACCCGGCAAGCCUUUACAAUCAUCCCAGCUCAGGAGUUUCCUAUAUGCAGAUACACUAUGGUGAUUGUACCAAACUUGUGACAACUAGAGGGACCAAGCACAAUGACAAGUACAAAGCACAUCAUCCACCAGCUGUGCAAAACUCCCUCUUAACUUCUCUCAAGACACAUCGAACACAAUGGCCACCCCACCGCAACCUCCCCCCGGCUCCGUCCUCGACUUCCUGCUCAACGAGCCGCGAUACGUGCCAAUCUUCGAACGCAUCGUGCACCACCUCUCUCCCGUCGACCUGGUCCGCUUCCGCCGUGUCAACCGCGCAUUGAACGCCGCGGUAUCCACUGCGCUUCGAACGCAGUGGAGCAUCGACAAAGCCCUAGCUCACUACUUCAAAGACCCCGAAGCUUUCCGCAACGUGUUAGGCCAAGUCUCAGGGGUGCUCUCCGGCGGUUUCGCCCUCCGCUUCUUCGACCGCUUAUCGAACGAGGAGGGGGAGGUGUGGUGCCGGGAUCUGGAUGUUUUUGUGUGGGGAAAACAGCCUGAGACGGAGCUGUUGACGGAAUACGUAAGAAAAGAGGGGCAUGUGAGCCCACAGACUAUUACGGAGGAGCCUACGACGGUGAGUGCUUACCCUUCCUCCCCCCUCUCCCAGCUUCGAGAUACUAGCACCCCCCAGGUCGAGCGAUACGAGCUCCCAACCUCCGACCACGCCAUCAACAUCAUCUUCACCCCCUCGCCGCCCAUCAUCACGGUUCUAGUUCUAAAGGGCCUCUUCCCCCUCACCGCAUUCGCGAACAUCAUCACCUCCACGAAGGCGUACGCCCCCUUCGCCAAAUGGACCUUCAAAGCCCACCGCUCCUACCUCCUCGGCCCAGACAGCGGCGGCUCGAACAUCACGCCCAGCCUCGCCAUCUGCGCCGCGACAGGCCGCGAGGUGCACGACGUCGAGAUCGCGUCGCAGAAGCGUCCGCAGCCACACCUCGGGAUACGCAGCUUGGGCGAUGGGCAGACGUGGUGCAUCCCGCUCACCACCGAGGGCGUCACGCCACCCCAGCUGCCGGAUUUUGUGGUGGAUGGGACGAGUUUCAUGAUCAGGGCGCGAGAGAGCGGCCUUUUUGGCCGGUUCGGGGGAGCAGCGAAUCAGCAUACGGACUUUUACGACGUGAAGGUCAAGGAGGUUGAGCAUGUUGCGUUGGAGCACCCGUGGAUAGGGCUGCAAGAGGUGAAGAAACGGGUUCAUUCGGCCUUGGUGUUGCAAUUGAUGGCAAUGCCGAAGGAGACGCGGCCGGUGGAUUUGGAGAAGUUUGGGGUUGAUUCGGUUAUGGCGCAGCCUAAGGCGUUCGAGCCGCUGAGUUGGUUGGAUGGGCUUGUGUUGGAAUGGGUCGAGGAGAUGACGGGAUAGGAUGGCGCUCUGCCGCCGUCUGAGGUGGCUCGGUAAGGUUUCAGGCCUGCCAAAAAAUUAGAUCAUACCAUGACUUGAAUUGAUGAAAAUUCUUUGAAGCACCCCGAACGGUGUCAGAAAGAUGCAAAGAAAUCGUUGCCCCAGUACUAUACACAUCGUAGAGCCGCUGAUUAUCUCCCCCAUGUCAAUUCCCAAAGCCCGAUUUGCAGAGCCAUGCCAAGGUCUUAGUACUAACCCACGGGAUUCCGAGCAUUGUAGGAUGGGAUGGUGAACUGGAGGACUUCAGACGGCGCUUUUGCAUUGUCAAAGCGCAACAUCAAGGGCCUGAUAUUGUCGUGCUAGAUAUAUGGUCA